Messenger RNA from Hyla sarda, 4772 nucleotides. It is a transcript of the gene GLT8D1, whose product is annotated as glycosyltransferase 8 domain containing 1. Lineage: Eukaryota; Metazoa; Chordata; Amphibia; Anura; Hylidae. Gene Ontology annotation, molecular function: glycosyltransferase activity. The record is from RefSeq and is a predicted model, not a curated record. Gene Ontology annotation, cellular component: Golgi apparatus. The transcript has 10 exons. Bases 185 to 1279 code for a protein of 364 amino acids.
AGGUCAGGUGGUACAGGCCCCCCUCUGCUCACGUGACGGGAAUGGGCGUGGCAUGGAAGCAGGACGCUUGAUGUUGAGCUGGCAUAUUUUGGUCGCGUGUAUUGGGAGGCGGGGCCUGGUACUCCUGCGGCUGCACUCAGUAUUGGAAAAUUCACCAUAAAAGGAACAAGACAAAUAAGCUAAAAUGACGUGCCGCAAAGUGAAUAUAGUAAUCAUAGUGUUGGCCGCUGUCAUCUUCCUCAUCGUCCUCCAUCACAAUAUGCUGGGCCUGAGCGACAUAUUGAAGAGGCAAAGUUCAGAUGUCAGCCUUCUAGGAUUUCAGCGUAUUGAUUUCCUGCCAGAAGCCCCUGAUGAGAAGAUAUCUGUGGAGGUCCCGGUGGUUAUUACGGCUGUAGAAAGUCGACUUGGAGGGGUUGUUGCUGCGAUCAACAGUAUUACCAGUAAUACACAGUCCAGCGUUACCUUCUACAUUGUGACAAUGAAUGAUACCAAGGAACAUCUCAGGUCCUGGCUUAGUGACUCUAAGCUUAAAAAUGUCAAGUAUAAAAUUCUGGACUUCGAUCCUCAGGUCCUUGAAGGGAAAAUCCGAGCAGAUGAGCGGGAAAAACCUUUAACGUUUGCAAGAUUCUACCUCCUUGAUUUGGUCCCCGGAGUAGAGAAAGUCAUAUAUCUGGAUGAUGAUAUCAUUGUGCAAGGUGACAUUCUAGAACUGUACAAAACCCCAAUAAAAGUGGGGCAUGCUGCAGCAUUCUCUGAAGAUUGUGAUUCGGUUACCUCAAAAUACCUGGUUAGAGGAGCUGGAAGUCAGUAUAACUACAUAGGAUAUUUUGACUACAAGAAGGAGACGAUCCGGAAGCUGGGCAUGAAAGCUAGCACCUGCUCAUUCAAUCCAGGUGUAUUUGUUGCCAAUCUUACCGAAUGGAAGCGACAGAAUAUUACCAGGCAGCUUGAAAAAUGGAUGGAAUUAGAUAUGGCGGAAGAACUAUACAGCAAGACACUAGCUGGCAGCAUCACCGCACCACCACUACUCAUUGUGUUCUAUAAGAUGCACUCUAGUAUUGACCCAAUGUGGCAUGUCAGGCACCUAGGGUCAAGCACUGGGAAGCGUUAUUCCUUCCAGUUUGUGAAUGCUGCCAGGCUUCUUCACUGGAAUGGACAUUUCAAACCAUGGGGAAGAGCGUCCUCGUAUCCUGAAAUUUGGGAAAAAUGGUAUAUUCCGGACCCCACUGGUAAAUUUUCCAUCAUUCGAAAGCACACAGAAGUUGAUGGAGCCAAAUGAGGAAACUGGACUGACCAGGAAUCCUCAUGAACUCUAGAUACUGUACUAUGUCACCGAGCAUGGAUGAGCAGGAUUUUCUCAGGAAUCUGCAGCUGAAAGCUAUUUUUUUCAUUGCUGUCUCAAAAAAAGACACUACAGGGGGCACUGGUCCUUCCCAGUCUAUGGAAAUCACUAUACUAGAUUUUAGGGUGUUUCUUUUUUUGCAUUCCUUAUGUGUUAUCUUAUAGUGUUUCAGUUGCUCUUUGCGCCAGCUAUUGGUUCCCUCUACAUAAUCGAAUCCAAAUCUGUUUUCCAGUAAAGUGUAUGAGAUACCUGGAUGGAAACACCACUACAAUCCUCUCUAUAGUAUUCACAAAUACUAUAUGAUCAUACCAGAAACCUGAAUGUAGUGCUGGACACGCACACGUUGUCCGUUAUCAGUAUUGGUACCGCCCCAGCGGUCGGACCCGUAACAGUCAGCUGGUAUCUCCUAUCAUGUGUGUAGGGAAAAACUUUUGAUGCCAAGAAUACUCCUUUAGCGUAGAGUCAAACGUAACUGAUCCGCAGCAUAAUUUAUGUUGCAGAUAUGCCGAUGACCCGACCCAUUUUGUGUGUUCAGCUGUUAACACAGUGCUCCCCCCCCCCAUUUCCCCUGCCCUACCCUACGAGCAGCUACAGAGGGGGCCUACGAGUCGCCAAGUGUACUCUGACAUCGCGGACAUGUCUGGGUGCGUUGCGUAUGUGCAGUGUACUCAGACAUCGUGGCUACUCCAUGGUGUCUGCGUGGACUUGGCGACUCGCAGGCCCCCUGUGUGGCUGCUCGUGGUGGCAGAUUGCCACUGCGAGCAGGCCAGGGGCAGAUUGAGACACAAAAUUGGUCGGGUGACUGGCAGACCGGUGGAUCCGAGGCGUAAAAUACGUGUGAACCAACCCUUAGGCUACGUUCAGACGAGCGGAUCCACAGUGUAUUUUACACCUCUGAAGGACUGCUACAUGGUGCCUUUAGAUGUGCCUGCUCGGAGCAGCAAUAUGCCGCUACGAGCAGACACACUGCGAUGUGCGAGUCGUCGUGUGCAUGCGCAGUAUACUCACAUCGCAGUGCCUCUCACAUCGCUUCAGUGUGUCUGGUCGCAUUGCUGCUCCAAGCAGGCACAUCUAAAGCCACCAUGUAGCGGUCCUUCAGCGGCAGAUCUGCAGUGUAAAAUACGCUGUUGGAUCCGCUCGUCUGAACGUACCCUUAAAGAAAUGCUACAGAUCCAAAUUUUCCCUCCCAUAUACAUAAAUUGUUUGUAACAGCACAGAGAGUUUCUUGCAUCUGGCUUGGAUUCUUGGCACGGCAUCUUUGGCUGGAGAAAGUUCUGUUUUGUUUUAUAUGAUUUUAUGUUAUUUCUGCAUAUCUGUGAAUAAGGAAUAUUCUCUGGCUCUUCACUUCAUAAGUGUCAUGACCAGUAAAUUUUAUGUGAAUUUAUUGAUCACAAUUAAUGGAUUAGAAACCUUGCUUUUGUUGAUCUUUGUUUCAUUCAGAACUCAUUAGUAAAAAGAUGCUGAUGAAAUGUACAGUGCAUGGUAAUCUAUAACAGUGUUUCCCAACCCAGUCCUCAAGGCACACCAACAGUCCAGGAUUUUAAUUUUUCCCUGUUCUAUUCCAAUGGAGGAACUGAAAAAACCCAGAAUGUUGGUGUGCCUUGAGGACUGGGUUGGGAAACACUGAUCUGUAAGUUGUAUGGGAAUCCUCCAUCUUUUUGUUAUAGGAGGUAGAUGAGUACAUUGACCUUAUAGCUGCAAACACAUUCAUGUUUCUGUAUGAUACCUUCUGUACAGCCUAUGACACAUGGUGUGACACAUCACAUGCCUGCUGUAAGGUUUACAUUUGGUAAUUAAAACUGAGAACUUGUGCGUUACAGUACUAUUCUAGACUGCUUGUAUACUGACUUAUUUGUGUUUUAGUUACUGAGCAAUUUCGCCCUUGAUUGAUUAGUAGUAUUAAAUAGAAUAUAAAAGAUAAAUCUGUUGGUUUUAAUUGUGUGGUUUUUUUAAAAACUGCAUUCCUUAUCCAGCCCAAUUGUAAAUUAAAGAGGUAUUCCAGGUUUAUACAUCUUAUCCCCUAUCCAAAGGGGCAUCCUAUCCCGGGCGCUGCCUCCAAGAUGGGGACGUGACAUAACGGCCAUGCCCCUUCCAUUCAUGUCUAUGCUGGCGGUACUUUCACUCUAGUGGUAGCAUGAGAUUGAGUCUACAACCCACACAAGUGGCUCAGGUAGUGCAGCUCAUCCAGGAUGGCACAUCAAUGCAAACUGUGGCAAGAAGGUUUGCUGCGUCUGUCAGCGUAGUGUCCAGAGCAUGAAGGCGCUACCAGGAGACAGGCCAGUACAUCAGGAGACCAACAACCCAGCAGCAGGACCGCUACCUCUACCUUUGUGCAAGGAGGAGCACUGUCAGAGCCCUGCAAAAUGACCUCCAGCAGGCCACAAAUGUGUCCACUCAAACGGUCAGAAACAGACUCCACGAGGGCCCUACGUCCACAGGACAUUUGGCAUUUGCCAAAGAACACCCAGAAUGGCAGAUUUGCCACUGGCGCCCUGUGCUGUUCACAGAUGAAAGCAGGUUCACACUGAGCACAUGUGACAGAGUCUGGAGACGCCGUGGAGAACGUUCUUCUACCUUAACAUCCUCCAGCAUGAGUGGGUGGCAUUUCUUUGGUGGGCCACACAGACCUCCAACUUCAUAGCAACCAAUCAAAUCACGUGUGUGUCAGAUUCCUACCCUUUCUCUGGCAGCUGUAACUAAUCUAUCAGUAAAACUGAAAAUCUAUCUCCCCUGCUCUACAGAUUCUAUGUUGGAAUUCAGUGAACGGUUACCGUAAGAAGAUGGAAGAAAGGAGUGUCUGAGAGGUGAAGAAAUAUAUAUUACACCGUAGCUUAUCAUUUCUUGUACAAUUGAUUUAUGCAAUGUUGCUUAUAAUCAAGGGGAAAAACUUUAAAGUGUACCUGUUCAGGUGACUUUGUAAGCUGCCUUUUGUAUCUACAUGAGGAGCAGCACUAUUUCUGGCUAUUAUAUAACUUGUAUAUAGUAUGUUUCAGCAGAUUUCUGCUCUCCAGGCUCCAUCUCUAAUUUGCAGUCCCCCUCCAUAGACUUGUUUUCUUUGUCUUGCAUAUGCAAGACAAAGCUGAGCUAAUAUUCACAAUGGAAUACAGACUCAUGAGAGAGAGAAGCAGUUUGAUAACAGGAAAAAGUAGCGUUUUUGGCUAACAAAAUCUAUUACAAAGUUUCUUCUUUUCAUUUGUACUAUGGAUCAUGAAAAGUUUGUUCAUAGAAAACUGCAUUUUAUAAAAGUUUUUUCGCCACAUCAUCAGGAAACCUCUUUGAGCUUGUCGAUGUCUUUGUUGCCAUUUACACUAGCUGAUAUGAAAAGUACAGUUCAGGGAUUAUUUACAUGUAAUCGCUGCAUUAUUGUACCACUUUUCAGUCACUGUUUGUUUCACCAAACAGAAUUUUAUGUAAAGAAUUAAAACCUUAA